AUGAACCAACCUUUCGAAACUUUACUGCUUAAUCUUCAAGAGUAUUAUGACUCCCCAACGCUGUCCGAUGGCACUAUAAAAUGUGCCGGAAAGGAGUUUCGAAUCCAUAAAAUUGUGCUCUCUGCCCAAUCGAAGUUUUUCUCGAAUGCUUUCCAAGGGAAGUGGAAGGAGUCAGUGGAGGGAAUCGUCCCUCUAAAUGAUGACGAUGUCUCCGCUGUCGAAGCGAUGCUUCGGUUCUUGUACUCAUUUGACUAUGAUGCUGGCGGGAGCGUGGCCGAUGUUGCUUCACCGAUGGUAUUCAAAGUCAAAGUGUACAGCAUAGCAGACAAGUAUGAUAUUCCAGCGUUGAAGUCGGUUGCUAGCCAAAAAUUCAAGGAAUCGGUCAAAACCUGCUGGAACAUGGACGACUUCCCGCACGCUGUUGCGGAAGUAUAUAGCUCUACCCCACCAAACGACCAAGCGCUCCGAAAGCUGAUAGUCGAUGUCGCAUGCGAGCACAUUACAGAGCUCUUGCAGAAGCAGGGGUUUUGCGACAUAUUGGGAGAAACUGUUGGCUUCGCUUCAGAUUUAGUUCAGCUCCAGGCAGGCAAAAAGAGUUUGGAUAAAAAGCAGGACCGAACUAAGUACAGAUGUCCGAAUUCCUCCGAACAUUGGGAUGCUAUUACGUCUUCUAGAUCCAGCUAUCAUUGUCCUCAUUGUGGGAAUCACCGCUCUAACUGGAGGUCAUACAUUGUAGAUAACUAG
This is a messenger RNA of Bipolaris zeicola 26-R-13, 744 nucleotides long. RefSeq lists its product as uncharacterized. The record is from RefSeq and is a predicted model, not a curated record. NCBI's taxonomy places the organism in Eukaryota, Fungi, Ascomycota, Dothideomycetes, Pleosporales, Pleosporaceae. Gene Ontology annotation, molecular function: protein binding. Bases 1 to 744 code for a protein of 247 amino acids. The transcript is spliced from 3 exons.